Messenger RNA from Dimorphilus gyrociliatus, 2182 nucleotides. NCBI's taxonomy places the organism in Eukaryota, Metazoa, Annelida, Polychaeta, Dinophilidae. The record is from the annotation of a GenBank genome assembly.
GUUUCGAAUUCUGAUUCCGGUUCCGUGUUUGAGAACAGCGUUAAAUCGCUCUUCAUGAAAUAUAAGUCGUUUUAACAGUUGAAAUGACUGAUUCUCAGGUGCUAUUCAAAAGCAACACACCAAGGCCACCUGUACCAGGAGGCGAAUCCGCACCUAGGUGUUCUAAACCGGAUUUUUUGGAUAUAGAAGGUGCUUCAGUUUCCCCAGCCUUUCAUGAACAGCCGUCAUCCGUCCGAUGGGCGGAAAAUUUACAAAAUCUUUUGGAAGAUCGAGAAGGUGUUAAACUUUUUAAGAAGUUUCUCGAUUUGAAUGAGGAUGCCGGUCAGUUAGACUUUAUAUUUGCGUGCCGGGGACUGAAAAUGGUGUCGGCAAAAGAUAACAAAAAAAUACGGCACAUCGUAAAAACAAUUUACCGUCACUAUAUUAGUCGCAAUAAAGUGGAAUUACCGUUGCCAAUUAAAAAGGAAAUAUGUGAUCGCAUAAGAAAACGCAAUGAUAAUUUAAAUCAACAAAUUUUUAACGAAGCUGAAAACUUUGUGGAGAAAAAUUUGAAAGAAGGAGCUUAUAGGGCUUUCAUACGAUCGGAUUUAUAUGUGCAACAUGUCGCACAAGCAAAUUCAGACUCAUCUUCUGCCAGUUCUGUGCCUCCUCGUUUACUACCUCCAUUACCCGAAGGAAAAGAGCUCGAUACAAUUCAUGCAGCUGUCGAUGUAUUAUCAAUGUCUAUGAAAAACACUUCGGCAUAUAGCCGAACUUCUGUGACGGCGCACCGGAAAAGUGAUGGAGUUCACGUUGAAGAUGAAAAUGAAAAGAAAUCUAAUCCAUAUUAUUGCGCGUAUGUCCCUGUUUCGGCCCAAGAUAGCGAAUUACAAAGCUUAUCGAGCGACGCGUUAACAGAUGAUACUCUUUCAUUAACGGAUUCCAGUUUGGAUUGUGUUCGAGUGGCAGGUGAUGGCGGCGAGAGUAGAAGACGUCAUUUUCGACGUAAUCAGAGGUUUAUGCAACAAUAUGCUUCACUUAAUAAAACUGCUGUCGGCUAUUUAGAUAUACCGCGGCUCCGUGGACCGGGCAAAGGAAAUUUAGCAGAAUCGAAUCCCGCUGAGUUUCAUAAACAGUUAGUCGAACGGUUGAAUGAGUAUUUACGAUCAAGUCAAGGAUGUAAAGAGAGCGAACGAAUAGUCAAAGCAAAGCUACGGAAUACUGAAGAUAGUACAAAAAUGAAUUACUCAUCCGAUAUGUCACUCAUGGAUUCGACAAAUGCCGAUGAUCCUCAAAACAUUUUAGAUGAACAUGUGGUGCGUGUCUUCUCCGGAAAUGCAUGGCAAGAAAAACGGAAAAAAGAACUUCACGAAGCAUCGCUACCUACGUCAUUCAUGCAUUCAUUAUCUUUUAGCGCAUUUCACGCAUCACACUCAUCCGAUUCUAGUGAAAAACAUCAAAAAGUCCAUAAUGUUUCAAAAACAAAAAAACCAGCUGCAGAUUCAGAUGUCUCUAAUUUGGACAAUGGUCAAAAGGUGCUUCAAUGGAUGAUGGAUAAAGAUAACGUUGGCCAUAAAUCAGGCGAAAAUUCUGAUCCAUCGUCACAAAGGAAAAGUCACAAGUCAAACUCAUCCACAGUGAUAGCCAGUCAACGUUCAAAUACGUCAACAUUAAAUCAACACAAUUCUAAAAAACGUCCAGUUUCUCAACAAAAUUUCACAGUUGUCGGCUACUUUUUUGCUGAUGAAGAAAUACCCUACAAAUUUACAAUGCCCGGUCAAAAUAUUACAUUAGCACAAAUAAAGCACCAUAUUAAAAAAGGACCAAAUUGCCGGUUUUUUGUCAAAAAAGAAUCAUCAGAAUUUGACGUGGGUAUUGUCAAUGAAGAAAUAACAGACGACAAUGAACCGUUACCUUUAUUUGAAGGAAAAAUUAUAUUAACUAUUUCGAAAUUGGAUUAGUUUAAAGCAUCCGAAUUUCCCAAGUGCCAAAUUUUUCACCCAUGUUGUUGUUGAAUCUCUUUGUUUUCGAAAACCAUUGUUUUUAGAACAGACGAAAUAUAAAGACAAGAAUAUGUGGCUUAAAACAAACAGUGUCUAUAAAAAAUCGUUAAAAAUGCAGUAUUUAUAUCUUUUACUAUGAAAUAAAAUAAUUUAUAUUCAUAUUAUUCCAUCUCCCGCGUUACGAUAGGCCUGCGCGCUCA